UUUUCAGCAGCGGCUAGCAGUGCCUUGCGUACUGUGUGCCUGUUAGAGAGACCGGCUGUUGUAAAGCUGCAGCGGAUCGUGCUGCUGCUCCCCUGCCUGCAGCACCCUCUCCCGGGCUGUGUAUGCUGCGCCUCCCCGGUCUGACAUAAACUGCUCAGGAUGGACUAUGACUUCAAGGUGAAGCUGACUGGUGAACGCGAGCGGGUGGAGGACCUGUUUGAGUACGAGGGCUGCAAAGUUGGCAGAGGCACUUACGGUCAUGUGUACAAAGCUAAGCGAAAAGAUGGGAAGGAUGACCGGGAUUAUGCAUUAAAGCAAAUAGAAGGCACUGGAAUUUCUAUGUCUGCAUGCAGAGAAAUUGCACUUCUUCGAGAGCUAAAACAUCCAAAUGUAAUUUCUCUCCAAAAAGUGUUUUUAUCUCAUGCUGACCGGAAAGUCUGGCUUCUGUUUGAUUUUGCUGAACAUGACUUAUGGCACAUAAUCAAGUUUCAUAGAGCCUCUAAAGCAAACAAGAAGCCAGUACAGUUACCUCGGGGAAUGGUAAAAUCAUUACUAUACCAGAUUUUAGACGGAAUUCAUUAUCUGCAUGCAAACUGGGUGUUGCAUAGAGAUUUGAAACCAGCUAAUAUUUUAGUCAUGGGUGAAGGUCCAGAACGAGGACGAGUUAAAAUAGCGGAUAUGGGAUUUGCCCGAUUGUUUAAUUCACCUUUAAAGCCUUUAGCAGAUUUAGAUCCUGUAGUUGUCACAUUCUGGUAUCGAGCUCCAGAACUACUCCUAGGAGCCAGACAUUAUACCAAAGCUAUUGAUAUUUGGGCUAUAGGAUGUAUAUUUGCAGAGCUGCUUACUUCAGAGCCAAUUUUUCAUUGUCGGCAAGAGGACAUCAAAACUAGUAAUCCUUAUCAUCAUGACCAGCUAGAUAGAAUAUUUAAUGUGAUGGGAUUUCCUGCAGAUAAAGACUGGGAAGACAUUAAAAAGAUGCCUGAGCAUACAACACUAAUGAAAGAUUUUCGCAGGAACACAUAUACCAACUGCAGCCUUAUAAAAUAUAUGGAAAAACAUAAAGUGAAACCAGAUAGUAAAACAUUCCAUUUGCUUCAGAAAUUGUUAACCAUGGACCCAAUAAAAAGAAUAUCCUCUGAGCAAGCUAUGCAGGAUCCAUAUUUUUUAGAAGAUCCACUUCCUACGUCAGAUGUUUUUGCAGGCUGCCAGAUUCCGUACCCCAAACGAGAAUUUCUUACAGAAGAAGAGCCUGAUGACAAAGGUGACAAAAAAAAUCAACAGCAACAGCAAGGCAAUAAUCAUACUAAUGGAACUGGUCAUCCCGGAAAUCAAGACAACAGUCAUGCACAAGGUCCACCACUGAAGAAAGUGAGAGUUGUUCCUCCUACCACUACCUCAGGUGGACUUAUUAUGACCUCAGACUAUCAGCGUUCCAAUCCACAUGCUGCCUAUCCGAACCCUGGACCAAGCACAUCUCAACCUCAGAGCAGUAUGGGAUAUUCGACUACCUCCCAGCAACCUCCACAGUACUCCCAUCAAACACAUCGGUACUGAAGUGUACCCGAAGAAAUGUCAACGCACUGUUACUUAGGCUGCAGGACUGCGCAUGUAGCGGACUGCCUGAAGCCUGGCUUUGGAAUGUACUGUACAACCACACCUUCAAAUGUCCAGCAGCCAAGUUGCACAACAUUUCACAGAAUGUAGUUCCAAUGUGGAGAUUAAACUCAAAGGAAGCUCUAGCACAGUUUGUGUCUGCUACUUCCAUAGUUUACUUGAAAUGACCAAUGCAUCUUAAGGAGAUGGUAGCAGUUGAAGCUGUGAAAGAUGCUAGGAGCAAGUUUUUUUUGUUUGUUUUUUGUUCUUGUAUGUGGAGACAUAACAAUAUUAUCUGACCAAUAAUGAGCAGAAUCCUUUUUAUUGGUAUGUACCUUACCAUCGCACAAGAAUAUACAAAGCUAGUUUUAAUUCAGUUAAGCUAAUUUUGGUACAUGUAUUCCCCCCCCACCUAUUUUUAAUGUGUUAUAAACUAUCACACCAAGCAGUGUUUAUGACCAGCACUUGUUGAACCACACGUAUUCCCCAUUAAAAUAGCAUUUUGCCUUUUCUCUGUGUGAGCCUCCCAAAGAUUCUAUUUCAGCAUAGUUUUUAAAUAAUCUCUUACUUGACUGGUAUAAAAGCUGCUAUCUGAAAGUAAAUGUUUGACAUUUUUAAAAAUCUGUUUGCUUUAGCAAACCUAAAUGAUUGUCAUUGACAUUUUUUCUGUUGGUGUUGCUGAAUUGUGAGCAUGCUUUGGAGUUUUGACAAAAAAAAAAAUGUUUUGAGCACGAGAUACGUUCCUCAAGAGGUAAAGCAUCUGUUCAGAUCUUUUAAGCUGGCUUGGUGUAGUGGACUUUGAAAGACUUUUUAUUAUUAUUAUUAAAUAUUUUUUUUAUUUGUUGGCACCUUAUUUAGGGUUGCUCUUGUUAUACCAGAGAAAAGGUAGGAAAGCCUUAGAAUUUACAAGGAAACAAAACUGCAACAUACAAUGUACUGUAUCAGAGUAUUUCAAACUAUUUUCCAUAAAUGACUCAAGUAUUCUGAUUUACAAAAAAAAAUCAACAUUGUCAAAGCAAGGUGUUAAGUAAUAAAUUUAUUUUUCAUAAAACCGAA
Molecule: messenger RNA, 2649 nt
Organism: Bombina bombina (fire-bellied toad)
Lineage: Eukaryota; Metazoa; Chordata; Amphibia; Anura; Bombinatoridae
Gene: CDK8
Product: cyclin dependent kinase 8
Exons: 13
Coding region: 160-1554 (464 amino acids)
Biological process (GO): protein phosphorylation
Cellular component (GO): nucleus; mediator complex
Molecular function (GO): RNA polymerase II CTD heptapeptide repeat kinase activity; ATP binding; cyclin-dependent protein serine/threonine kinase activity
Source: RefSeq, a predicted model, not a curated record